UUUUCAUUCUCUUGUCUUUAGGGUGACAGCCCUAACAGUGAAAGUGCUAUCGCUGGUGGCGGAGCGUCAGACAGUGGCUUUUGGACAGCAGGGCAGAACGGUUAGGGUUGCACCAGAACAACAGAUCAGGCACUCAGUCAGUUACUUGCUCUCAGUACCGAAGACUGAUGGGUCAUUCGUUGACCGACAUCCAGUACUACACAGAGGAGUUCUGAAAGGCAAAGACCAUGAUGCAUCUAUGACAUCGUUUAUAAUUCUUGCACUGCACCGGUCGCUUAAAUUCCUGCACUCCGAAUUGAGAAGUAAUGCGGAAGCAAGCAUUGCCAGAUCAACAACAUAUCUCCUGUCGCACCUUGAGGAGCUUCAGCAUCCCUAUGCUGUUGCCAUUACAGUCUACUGCCUCGCAGUUUGCCUGCCAAAGGGAAGAGAUCAUUCAUCUGCCUGGACAAAACUUCAAACACUGGCUACUGAAGGGACAAAUGGCUGUUAUCUGUGGACAGCGAAUGCAAACCCACAGCAUCAAGCGCAUGUAGAUGCCAUCACAAUAGAGACUACAGCCUAUGCCCUCCUAGCGGCAGUGGAACUUGGGCAUACCAAGUGGGCAGACCAAGCAGCCUGCUGGUUGACCUCCCAAGAAAACUAUUUUGGAGGCUACAGAUCAACACAGGAUACCGUCAUGGCCUUGGAAGCCCUGGCGGAGUAUGACCUAAAGAGGUUCGCCAGAUCUGAAGUAAAUCUAAUAGCAGAGUUCACAGUCCAAGGAAAGCAAGACAUUGUAAAACUUGCAUUGGUAAAUGGGAAGGAAAAGGUGGAAACUGACCUUAAGAAAUUUUCAGGGAACACCAUUAUGGUGCAAUUGACAGGAAAUGGCGAAACCAAGCUUAAAAUCGUAAAGGCUUACCAAUUGCUGGACCCCAAGGACGAUUGUGACCAAGUGUCAAUCAGCGUCACAGUGGAGGGGAAAGUGAAAUACACCGCUGAGAUCAUAAAAAACUAUGAAUACUACGAUGACUACGAUAACAACGAGGAAAAAGAUGUGCGUGUGCCACGAUCAGCAAUCGAGUGGUUUGAUGCUCGCACCAAACAGGAGAGAACUGGAUAACAACUUAAAUUCAGACGAGGCUGUCACCUACAGAAUCUGUGUCA
Messenger RNA from Anoplopoma fimbria (sablefish), 1146 nucleotides. Its product is annotated as complement C4-like. The transcript is spliced from 8 exons. Gene Ontology annotation, biological process: complement activation. The record is from RefSeq and is a predicted model, not a curated record. The coding region runs from base 239 to 1102 and encodes 287 amino acids. Lineage: Eukaryota; Metazoa; Chordata; Actinopteri; Perciformes; Anoplopomatidae.